Messenger RNA from Tinamus guttatus (white-throated tinamou), 783 nucleotides. The record is from RefSeq and is a predicted model, not a curated record. Lineage: Eukaryota; Metazoa; Chordata; Aves; Tinamiformes; Tinamidae.
AUGAGGUACAGAAUCUUGUGCUCAUUUUCAGAGAAACUGAAUCCCCCGGUCAACGUCUCAAUUUUUCUUGAAAACAGAAGUAUUAAAAUUCACUGGAACCCCCCGCCUACUAUUGGUUCUGCAAGAAACAGGUGCUUUAUGUAUCAAGUGAAAAUUACAGAUCGCAAGCCUGUAAAUGUAUCUGAAGAGAAAUAUGAGUAUCCAUUCCAUAAACCUCCAUACAAAUGUGCAGCACAAGUGAGGGCAAAGAAAGAAAAAUGCAUAACAAACAAGAUUUGGAGUGAAUGGAGUGAACCAGUGUUUAUUGAUGAUGAAAAAACAGUGGAUAUCACAUUGCUUACCCUCACCUUGAUUUGCCUCCUGGUUUUCCUUGGAUGUUUGCUGACAUGCGCAUGUCGAAGGUACAGAUGUCUGGAAGCUCUAACUGUGCCUGUCCCACAGGCUGCAGAUAGUAUCAAAACUUGGUUAGAUGCAGAAGAGACUCACCACCAGUAUUUCUAUCGGUGGAAGGAGCAGGGGGAGGGGAAGAUGGCUGGAAAUUCCAGGGUACAUUUCAUAGUUUCUCAGCCAUUACGGACUCACCCCUAUGCACACGAGCCUGCAGGGUACAUGAAUAAAGUCCAAUCUUUCCUGCCAGUCACACAUAAUCGUUACAUGGUAGCUGAAGGUCUAUCUUUUGCUAGGAAAGAAGAAAACAAACUCUCUGUGUGUUCCCAGGGUCUUCCUGGAAAGGAAGAUGCCAGAGGACUGGAAAUUUCAAAAAGAUAUCAGAAUACUCAGUGA